Pseudogymnoascus verrucosus is the source of this 2109-nucleotide messenger RNA. RefSeq lists its product as uncharacterized. Gene Ontology annotation, molecular function: zinc ion binding; DNA-binding transcription factor activity, RNA polymerase II-specific; DNA binding. Bases 107 to 2026 code for a protein of 639 amino acids. The record is from RefSeq and is a predicted model, not a curated record. The transcript has 3 exons. Gene Ontology annotation, cellular component: nucleus. Gene Ontology annotation, biological process: DNA-templated transcription; regulation of DNA-templated transcription. Lineage: Eukaryota; Fungi; Ascomycota; Leotiomycetes; Thelebolales; Thelebolaceae.
CACACUGUUACUAACACCGACUCGAUUUCAGCUGCAAUCAACCCUAGUUUUCGGUUCCUAGGAGCUAGUAGCAAGACAUUUUUGCUAUGAUCUCGCCGGAGUCUUUAUGUCUAAGCGGGAGAGAGCAGGGGCGUGCAAGAAUUGCCGGGUGCGCAAACGGCGAUGUACUCCUACGGCCCUAGGUCGGUCUUGCCAGCUUUGCAACCAGCUCGCAAUGCCGUGCAAUCUAGUCACAAGCUUUGUCCGUGAUACGCAGACCCAUGUUAGACAUGGUGAUGGUGGUUCGCGGACACUGCAGAGCAGCGUCGAUGCAGGCACUGCAGUUGCUCCUCAGUCUUUACUUUCGACGUUGAUAAUCCCAUCCUCCCCAUACCAAGCAUUGCUGGUGUCAUCCCAGAACGACUUGCGCGCUAAAUCUCGGGAAGAGGCGUCCACGAGCCUGCUCCCUGGCGGCCAGGUAUUGAGAGAGGUAGUUGAUAUCUACUUCCAGCUCAUCCACAAUUACCCCCAUACCCUCUUUUACAAACCUGGGUUUUGGGCGGAUGUAGAGUCCGGGGAGAUCCCGGAGAUGAUCCUUCUAGGUAUGAUUGCGCUUUCACUGCGUUUCUCACGCAAUGAGUGCUUUCGGCCCUUUGAUCCGCGUUCCCGGGGUAAGGAAUUCGCAGACGAAGCUAGGCGUCAUAUCCAUAUCCAGAUGAUGAAUCCUUCGGUUGCUACUGUCCAAGCCUGCGUUCUUAUCGGCCAUUACCUCGGUGGUGAGGGCGAUGUCAAGAGUAAACAUAUCUACCUUGGUCUUGCACGACUCCAUGCCCAAGCCAUCAGACUAUGGGAGAUGCCGGUAGACUCGACGAUUGUGUCGAGAGAAGUCCGGCGACGAACAUGGCUGUCCGUCAUCAUAGCCGAAAAUUGGAGCGCAACGGAUAUGUCCACCCAGCCUGUGCUAUCUAGUGAGCACGACAUGCUAUUCCCCAUCAUGGACGAGGUCGAGUUCUUGACUCUUCAACCUGCCGCGUUUAGGGACGGGCUAAACUUCCAGUCCUCACAACGGUGCAUGUGGGCCCAGAUGGCAGCCACCAUCGAUGUUUUCCGCCAGAUCAGCGCCAUGAUCUCGAAGCUCAGUCUAACUCUCCGCACUCUGGAUUCUUACCGGAGCGAGAUUUCAGAUCUCUCACAGCGGCUAGAUCACUGGGACCAGCGCCUACCUCCAGAACUCCAGUACUCGAUGGACAACCUGGUUUACUUUGGAAAUGCUGGCCUCGGCCUCACAUUCCUUGGCAUGCACAUGGGGUACCACCAUUUUCGCCAACUACUGUACUAUCCUUUCCUCAACUCUCAGGCCAACCACGAUAUAGCACUCCCGCCUCGCCUACUAUCGGGUGACAUGAAUUAUGCACGGCUUUGCAAGAAGCACGCCCUGGCCAUCUCUGACCUUGUUAAACUCGGUUUCGAAACCAGCGACUGCAACCCCGUGUACUUCCUUACGGGACAUAUACUGGUCGUCAGCUCUAGCAUCCACCUUCAUACUCUACUGUUUGGAGAGGAUCAGGCGGCAGCGGAUGUUGCGCGCGAGCGACUGGUCUCGAAUUUUGAGAUCUUGAUGCAGCUUAAGAUGUACUGGCCGGUCAUUGAUUCUUCGGUGGCUCGCCUUCGAGAAUUCCAAAACAGCAGGCGCUUAUCAGUUUCUGACUCGUUUGUGCUGGAUAACUGGAUGCUCAAAUUCCUCAUGGAACACACUGCGAACCUGGGUCCCGACAGCCACCCAAUCCCACAGACUCAAGAUCCACCUCUACAUUUCGAUCUUGAAGUCGUCCCAUUUUCAGGUCCCUCUGAUCCUCUCCAGAUUGGCAACCAGCCGGUUGUAGGAGAAGGGGCUGGUAUGUCAGAACUGGAACCUGAGAAUCUCAGCGGACUUGCUACGAGUAGUUUAAGUACGCUGUUGCAAGAUAAGAGUAUGAGCAACGAGGCAGUGGUAGAUAAUGCGCUACAUUGGUUAUUAGAUCAAGAUCUAAAGGCGUCCGAAUAUUGACCACAGUCUUACGAGUUAGAAAAUUAAACGACGGCGCUGGAAAGUUAGCAUUUAGAACUAAUACGAGAUCGAAUCAUAAUAGA